AUGACAGCGAUUUCCCUGAGAUCUGUGACAGCUGUGAUGCUCGCAGCAUGUUGCAAGUUUGGACAAAACCCAGGAAAAGAACUGGCAGCUUGGCUUGAUUCAUCGGCCAAGAAAGUUUUACUUGAGUGCGGCUGUUGCACAUGCUUUUUGAAGCCACGGCAUGUGCAACAGCCGCACUCAAGUAAAACUUUCUUGGCCGAUGAAUCAAGCCAAGCUGAGGAUAACCCAUACAUGAGUUAUGCGGAUGGCUAUCCCAAGCAUGUGAAGACUUUUCCUAAGGAAAGAGUUUCAAACUAUUUUGUCCUCAGGCCAAACAGCUACCUCUUAGUACCAAUCCUGAUGAAACCAGUUCCUUUCUGCCUAGCCUCCAAACCCAAACUCCAACUCCAGACUGACCAUAUGCCCAGCCACCUGAAUCAUCAGAUUGUGAAUCUUAGCAUCAAUGCUUUGACAACCAUCCUACCAAUGAUGUUCAUUGCCUUAACUCUGCCACAUUUGGAUGCCGACCUAUCAAACAACCAAUGGCAAUGUGACUGUAACAUGUCGGUCUUCCAAAAUUUCAUUUCUGAAUCCUGGAGGAAAAGGUGGAAUACCAUUUGCAAUGAGUCCAUAGGAGAAAAUGAAACAUACUGGUGGACCCCUUACAAGAGAAUUUCUGAGAAUACCCAGAUUCCUCACAUUAGUCUAAAUCAAAUGAAAAAAUUAGUGAUAAGCAAAGCAGAGAAACCCCUAGAAGGAUUGUAUGUUUGCUUUUCAACUUCUGGAAGGAAGAAACACAUCAUGUAUGAGAUCUCUGUGAAGCAGGAACAUUCCCCAAGAUGGGUAAGAAGGGCCAGGGAGAUUCUUGCUUCCACCAGGGAAGCAACAACGUCGCAAGACCUCACUUUGGCGGUCUGUCUGUCUGUGAUCAUUACUUUCUGCUGUGCUUUUGGCCUUGGUGCUUUCUCAAGACCUUACAUGGAUCGGCUAUGGCAGCAGAGGUGCCAGACUAAAAGCUCUGUUUCAGAAAAUGCAUAUUCUAAUGAAGGGUUCUAUGAUGAUGUAGGGAUUAUGGGAAACCCCAAACCAUUAUCUGAGAUUCAGCAUCAAGAUUCAUCUAGUAUGUAUGAAGAUACAGAAGCUCCAGACCUAUACGCAUCUGUCACUGAUGAUGGGAAACCCAGAGCAAGCAUAAGGGGGAAAGACUGUGGGCAGAGCAGAGGCAGAGCUACCCCAGAAGACUGGGAGAGGAAUGAGAACAGGCUACCAAACCACCGUGAUGCCCGUUCAAUUGACUCAGAAGACAUGAAUGUGAUCUAUGAUGAUGUCAUUACGAUAAAGAGGGAGCUUGUCUAUGGAAAUGACAUUCUCAGAGAAUUAGCAAGGGGUGAUUCUUUCUACGAGGAUCCAAGGAGAACCUCUUCUGUAGACAAAAUCUUACAAAAAGACCCUGGCUCGUUCCAAAGCCAUUCUUCUGAGUUAGAUCGGUCACUCUCAAGGGAAAGGAUAUUUCCUCUCCCUCAAGUGCCAACGCACCCAAAAGCACAGAACUUUGAGGAGACUGGAGAAAUAGAUGGGGCUGCACACAUGCCUUCAGAGGUUAUAGGGGCUCAGAAGGGGUUUCCUAAGGAAACGCAACUGAAUUCUUCCUGGCAUCCACUGACCUCUCAACAACAAAGGCACAGUAGGAGCAGCUCUGGACCACAGUAUAGGAUGAAUGAUGAGAAUAGGACCAUACUCAGUGAUAAUCCAAGAGAUUUUUAUCUCUCUAGCCCAUUUUCCAGUUGGGAAAAUGAUUCAGAUGUGGAUCAUUCUAGUCAUGAUCCGACACCAAUUUUCUCUUCCGAUCAUCAAAAGCAGGAGCCAAACUCAGAAAGUAUCAACGAUGACGAUGUAGUCACACAUGACAGCUUUGACUCAGAUGAAGAAGGGUCAUUAUUUACUUUAAGCUCCUCUGGUUCAGAGGAUGACUGGAACAGUAUUCAAGAACAGCCACAUGAUGAGAGAGAUCAUGGAGCCACAUGCCCAUCAAUAGAACAAGACUGUGUAAAUAAAGAUUCGUCUGAUAGAAUGGACUAUACCCAAUCAGAAAAUCCUGGGGAUGAUGCCAGCAUUCAGAAGACUGUGGAUAAAGGUGAGAAUGAGAAAAAAGAACAUUCUGAAAACAUUAUUUCCAGAUUAAAUAUUAAUUUGUCGGAGACAGAUCUACCGACCUAUCAGAUUAGUAGUAAUAGUAAAACUAGGACACAAGAAUCCCCACCUAACUCAGCAGCCAGCAGUCCUGUAAGUGUUGAAAUUCCCGGCAUGUUCAUAUAUGAUCAUGUUUUGACUCUUAGUCCUGAGCCUUCAGAAUGGCAUCAUUCAUGGGGAAAACAGGAACAAGUCUCCACUAGGAGUUCUUCACCCCAGCAAACCUCAUUCAUGUGUCCUGAAGACCCAUUAGAUAGUGAAAGCAAUGCUGCACAGAUUUAUAAAUAUUCCUAUAUGCAGAUAUCAGACAAUGUUAAAAAGGAAAUUCUUCCUGAGAUCAAUCCAGAGGAAAAACUGAAAAAUUCAUGAGUUUUGAAGGUAAAGACAUGGAAUUAAAUGUAAUUGACUCUGCUGACCUAAAAAGGGAUCUUCUAUUUCCCUAUGGACUGGUACAAACCAAGCCCAGUCACUACAGUCCCUAGUGAUGAACAUUCUUUUCAUUCUGAAAGAGAUGAGAAAUAUUUUGAAGUCUAUACAAGAAACAGCCACCAUUACUACAUUAAAAGCUUACUAAUAAAGAUAAGACAAAUUUGCUAAGAAUACAAGAGUGAUAAUAAUUGGGGCCAAUAUUCAGAAGAAGAUAUAUUGGAAUUGGAUUAAAACCCUCCUAAUUUUGGUACAAGUGAACCACAGCUCCAGAAUUUUAUAGAUUUUUCAGCUGGUAGCACCUAUUCCUAUGAGAAACAACUCUAUGGUGAUAAAAAGAGGGGUGUCCAAAUUGAUAAUAAAAGAGAAGGAAAUUAACAUUUUUAAAAGUAUAUUAUGGAGUAUUUAAAUGAAAAGAUUUAAAAUAGUUCAGGGGAUUUACCAUGUAGCAAAGACUGAUUGAUACAACCUCAAGGAAAUGGGCCAAGAAGUUAUGGAAAAUGCGAAUGUUAAGAAGAAUUCCAAAUAUAAGUGACAUAGUUAUAAAUAUUUAAUCAGUUAAGAAGAAAGACUUUUCAUGAAAGAAAAAUGCUAUUUUCUCUGGUAGUAUCAGGCAGAGUAGAAACAUACAGUUGGAAACACAUACUGUAAUUCAGAAUAUGCAACAGAAAAAGCACUAUCUUUCAUGUCAGAGCUAUAAUUUCAACUCUUUCUUCUUAAUGCUCACUACCUUUGUGACCUUGGGGAAGUCAUUUAACUUCCCCUCAAUGGUCAGUUCCUUCCUCUCUUGAUUUGAAUCAUAGCAAUAUGGUAAUAGUGAUGAUCCAAUGAGACAAUUUAUAUAAAUUAUUUUAAAACCUUAAAGUGCUUUAUAAAUAGUAGUCAUUGUUAUUAUUAUUUAUUUAUUUAUCUACUUAUUUACUUGUCAGUGUCUCUCCCCUCCCCCCAUAGCCUAUCUCAUAUCUUCCUUCAGGGCUUUGUCUUUUGAUUUAGUAAACACUAAACAAUUGCUUGUUGACUGACUGAUUGACUACUCUGAUUCAAGUAAAGUCCUACUCCUA
This is a messenger RNA of Gracilinanus agilis (Agile Gracile Mouse Opossum), 3656 nucleotides long. RefSeq names its product leucine-rich repeat-containing protein 66-like. The transcript is spliced from 6 exons. The coding region runs from base 1 to 2538 and encodes 845 amino acids. Lineage: Eukaryota; Metazoa; Chordata; Mammalia; Didelphimorphia; Didelphidae. The record is from RefSeq and is a predicted model, not a curated record.